This is a messenger RNA of Ooceraea biroi (clonal raider ant), 381 nucleotides long. Its product is annotated as zinc finger X-chromosomal protein-like. The record is from RefSeq and is a predicted model, not a curated record. Lineage: Eukaryota; Metazoa; Arthropoda; Insecta; Hymenoptera; Formicidae.
AUGGGUGGAUGCAUGAUGGGGCAGUGCAUGGUGUAUCGCGGAACCAAAUUCCGCAGAGAAAUUGAUUCGAAAUACGCAACGAUAUAUAAACAUAUCUGCGUCACCUGCGGGAAAAGUUACAAACACAAGCAUCAUUUAAAGCGUCAUCACAACUUCGAGUGUGGGAUUGAUCCGAAAUUCAAAUGCGACUUCUGUCCACACAAGACUCGGUACAAGUCCAGUCUGAUGAAGCACAUAAUGGCACGACAUCAGCACUUGCAGGAACAAAAUUCGCAAUAUAGCGGCCGUCAACAGGUUUUCGAGAUGCGUACCGAUACUGAGCAGCCGAAUCUUCACGUGCAAGAAUUCAACACGUAUCAUGAUUUUACGCAAAAUCUUUAA